CUUUCUCCCUCCCUGUCUAUCCUUCUCUCCCUCCCCUCUCCCACCCUUCUCCCCAUCUCUGUCUCUUCCUUUUCUUUCUUGAUGUCUGUCUUCUGUGUGUAAUUCUCUCAGCGUCUCCUCCUUAUGUCUCUGUCUCUCCUUAUCUCUCUGCCUCAGCCUCCCAUCCCUGCCACCUCUUUCCACCAUCUCCCUGUCCCCAUCAUUUCUAAUCUGUCCUCUAGGGCCCCAGGGCAGUCAGUGCUCUGCGGGCUGUUCCCCCUCCCCCCCACUGCCAAGCUCCAGGCUCUUGCCUGCUGCCCUCUGGGCGCCUGGUGUGUGACUGUCUCCAAAGUCGCUGGCGGAGGGUGCAUUUUUUGAACCUCACAUCCUGAGAUCCUGGAGGCCCUGAGCUGAGAAGCCAGCAGAAUGCCCGGCUUGCUGAACCGUGUCACUGGGGCAGCCCUGCCUCUCAUGGCAUCUGAUGUCACCUCCUAUGUCAAUGGCUACGCCCUGGGCCUGACAGCCUCCCUCACCUAUGGCAACCUGGAGAUUCAGCCCUUCCAAGCUCUCUUUGUGUAUCCGACGGAUGAGUACACCACAGUGGUUGGUUUUGAGGCAGUCGUUGGUGACCGGGUUGUGACCAUACAGAUCAAAGACAAAGCCAAGCUGGACAGAAGCUACUUGGAUAUCCAGUCUGCCACUGUCACAGGGAACAUUCCACAAGAGGGGGUUUCCAUCACCCCUCAUUCCUGCACACCGGGAAAGGUGGCCUUGGAUGAGGAUCUGGAGCGGAUUCUGUUCGUGGUCAACCUGGGGACCAUUGCUCCCAUGGAGAGUGUCACCAUCUUCAUCAGCACCUCCUCGGAACUCCUCACGCUGCCCAGCGGGGCCGUGAGGGUCCUUCUGCCAGCCGUCUGUGCCCCUACCGUAUCUAAGUUCUGCAGCCGAAGAUCUGGCUCCUCCAGCAAACAGACUCAAGGCAAAGACCCACACUGCUUCGGCAUGCAUAGCAUGGACUCCUACAAUGGGCUGUGUCUGGCCACUCUCCUGGACACGGAUGUGACCAACCCCAUGGAAUAUGAAUUCAACUUUCAGCUAGAGAUCCGUGGACCAUGUCUGCUCGCAGGGGUGGAGAGCCCCACACAUGAUAUCCGUGCAGAUGCCUCCCCGUCGGCACACUCAGCCAAGAGCAUCAUCAUUACCUUGGCCAACAAACACACCUUUGACCGGCCAGUGGAGAUCCUUCUCCACCCCAGUGAGCCUCACAUGCCACACAUCCUGGUGGAGAAAGGGGACAUGACCCUGGAGGAAUUUGAACAGCACUUGAACGAGAAAGCAGGUGUCAAUAGGGAGAUAAAGAAGGACAGCAGCGCGGAGAGAAAGACAGAAGUCAUCCGGAAGCGUCUCCACAAAGACAUUCCUCACCACUCAGUCAUCAUGCUCAACUUCUGUCCUGACCUCCACUCUAUGCAGCCCAGCCUGAGGAAGACCCAUGGGGAGUUUAUCUUCCUCAUCGACAGGAGCAGCAGCAUGAGUAAGGCCAGCAUCCAGUAUGUCAAGGAGGCCAUGUUGGUGGCCCUUAAGAGCCUCGUGCCAGCCUGUCUCUUCAAUGUCAUUGGUUUUGGAUCCACAUUUAAGACAAUCUUUCCUUCCAGUCAGAUCUACAACGAGGAGAACUUGGCCACAGCAUGUGACUGCAUCCAGAGACUUCGGGCUGAUAUGGGGAACACCAACCUCCUCUCCCCUCUCAAGUGGAUCGUCCGGCAGCCACUGCACCCAGGCCACCCACGGCUCCUCUUCCUGAUCACGGAAGGGGCUGUGAACAACACUGGGAAGGUUCUGGAGCUGGUGCGGAUUCACUCCUCUUCUACCAGGUGCUACAGUUUUGGAAUAGGACCCAGUGUCUGCUACCGACUGGUAAAGGGGCUGGCGUCUGUAUCCAAGGGCAGCGCAGAGUUUCUGAUGGAGGGGGAGCGGCUGCAACCGAAGCUGAUGAAAUCCUUGAAGAAGGCCAUGGCCCCGAUGCUAUGUGACGUGACCGUGGAGUGGAUCUUCCCUGAGACCACGGAGGUCCUGAUCUCUCCUGUCAGGACCAGCUCCCUUUUCCCUGGGGAACGGCUGAUGGAAUAUGGCAUUGUGUGUGAUGCCUCCUUGUACAUUUCCAGUUCCAUUUCUGACAAAAGGCGAAAGUAUGGCAUGCUGCAUGCUCAGGAAUCCAACAGCUCUGUCUUCUACCACUCUCAGGAGGAGGGCCAUAGCCCAGGCAAUGCAAACUGUGCCAAGAACUUCAACCCAGGGCAUACCAAAGAUGCCUGUCCAUGUGAUGGAGACUCCCUCGCCCAUCAUGGUCUGGAUGUCUCCCAGCGACGGAGAGCAUACAGCACUAACCAGAUCUCCAGGCACAAGGCUUGCCCACGAGCCAUCACAGCCAGCGACCCAACUGGGACCACCAGGAGAUACCCACUGCGAAAAGCUAAGGUGCUGCAAGAACUUGACAAUCAGAACAGCUCGGAGAGCCAGUGUUGGCAGAUUGAUCUGCAGCCCUUACUCAACAGUGGCCAUGACCUGAGGCAGGGCCCCAGGCUGCACGGCCCAGGGGCCCGCAGGCCCUCCCUACUGCCUCAGGGCUGCCAGCUCUUGAUGCUGUCUGGCCAGAAGCCCCAGGCCUGUAGCUCUAUGAAGGAUCUGGAUCCCUGUUCCAGCCCAAAGUCUGGCCCUGACAGCAGAAGCUCUGAGGACUUGGCCAUAGAGCCAUCCCACCAACUCCCCACCUUCGAGACGGAAACAUCCUCAGACUGGGACCCCAUGGCUGAGUCAGAGGGGCAGGCAAGUCCCUGCAGGCCCGCCACUCCAGGCCCUGUGCUGGGCAAGGCUUUGGUCAAAGGUCUGUGCGACAACAAGCGCUUGCAGUGGGAGGUGAGCUUUGAGCUGGAGCCGCCAGCCCUGGAGAAGGGAGACAUACAGGACGCCGACCUGUGGAAUGAGACCUUCCACCACCUGGCAGCCCGCGCCAUCAUCCGGGACUUCGAACAGCUGGCAGUGCGUGAGGACGAAAUAGAGCUGGGCUCCAAUCGUCGAUACCAGGUGAACGCCGUGCACACCAGCAAGGCCUGCAAUGUGAUCAGCAAAUACACAGCCUUCGUGCCCGUGGACAUAAGCAAGCGGCGGUACCUGCCCACCGUGGUGAAGUACCCCAACUCUGGUGGCAUGCUACGAAUGGUCAGCUUCCGGAACCUGACCCGACAGUGGAAGCGCUCCUCUGCAGGCUCUGCACGGUCCCAGGCCAUGCUCAGAGAACACUCCUCAGCUGCAGGAGACAGCAAAUUCCAGAGCCUGGCCCUCAAGGAAAACUCUACUUCGACCUUCAGUAAAACCCUGUCCCCUGGCCGUGAGAAGCACACAGCUGCAGACGGUCCCCCUCACAACUUGUCCAGUAGUGCUCUGGCCUCCAUGAAGACCUCCGAGGCUAUGUUUGGAUCCAAGUUGAGUCUCAACAAGUCCAAGCUACUGAGCCGAGCUGCCAAAGGCUUCUUCAGCAAAUCGCUGGCCAAGGCUUCAGAGCCAAUCCUGGGCAGCCAGAGCUCUGACUACCUACCACUGUUGUCGCUACAGCUGGCCUCGGGAGCCUUUCUGCUCAACCAGGCCUUCUGCGAGGCCAUCCAAAUCCCCAUGGAGAAACUCAAGUGGACUUCACCCUUCAUCUGCCUCCGAAUGUCCCCCACCACCCGCCGGCAAGGUUUGAAGAGUCCACAGCACUGCACCAGCUCAUCCCCUCCCCCACCCUGUGACAACGUCUCCCUAGAGCCCGAAGCUGAAGGCAGCUCAGAUCCGGAGCCAAAUGCGAUGUUGGAGUACACAGGAAAGCUGUGGGCCACUGUGGUGGCCCUGGCAUGGCUGGAACACAGCUCAGCGAACUUCUUCAUCGAAUGGGAGCUGGUGGCUGCCAAGGCCAGCUCGUGGCUGGAGCAGCAGGAGGUGCCUGAGGGCCGCACGCCGAGCGCGCUCAAGGCCACGGCUCGCCAGCUGUUUGUGCUCCUUCGACACUGGGAUGAGAACCUGGAAUUCAAUAUGCUCUGUUACAACCCCGAUUAUGUGUAAGGGAGGGGGAGAGGGAUGGGCUGUUUGCAUUGAUAGGGGAACUUUUUGAAAGCUGUAUUCAAUAUAGUCUUGUUAGAAAGAGCCUUGGACUGGCAGUGGGUAGGCCUGAAUUCAAUCCCAACCUUGCUACCACCUACCAACUUUAGAUCAGUGACUGCCCCAUCAGGGCCUCAGUUUCCCCAUCUACAAAACAAGAAGGUGAGAUAGAUUUUCAAAUGGACCCAAACUUCCUUUCCAUUCAGACCUUCAAGCAGCUGCAGGAUUUGCUGCUGCUGGGGCAUGGCAAGAGAAAUUAACAUACAUGUGUGCACACAGAGAGAGAGAGAGAGAGAGAGAGAGAGGAGAGGAGAGAGGAGUUUCCCUGGAGAGCAAUGUUGGCAAGCAAUAGAGAGAGCAAAGUUCAAGUCCAGUAAAAAAAAAAAAAAAAAAAAAAAGGUGGUGGGGAGGAGUCCAUAAGAAAACCUGUCAAAGACAAGCAACCAGGUCCAGAAGCUUCCUCCGGGUACUGAGAGACCUCCUCUGUCAGUUGCAUUGUGGGGCAGACUUGAAUCUUCCUGGUAAUAGUCUGGGGGCUUUAUCUCCCACUAGCAAGCCAAACAGGGAACCGUCCUUCCCAAGGCUUUGCAAGGGAUUCCUCCUAGUAGCUGAGCACUGCACCCAUGGUAUGAAGUUUGGCUUCCUGUCUAAGAAGAUGUAGGGAGGACCACCAUGGGAGAAAGACUCCCUUCCAGCCUUGUAGCUGUGGCUUGCAGAACUAGUUUCUAGGAUAGGCAAGCUCACCGGAGUCAGCGAAGAGACCAGACUUAAAUAAUUUACACAAGUGACUCCCUCCAUUUGUACUGAGGGGCUAGAACAGCACCUCUGUGUGCAUUGCAUUCUGGGAUAGUGGAGUCUCUUAGCAAUGACCCACAGAGAGAAAACUUCUCUGUAGAAAAAAAAAAAAAAAAAAAAAAAAAAAAGGCUUGGCUGCAUUGUGUCUGUAGAUGGAAAGGAAUAAAAGGAUCUUGAAACUUCAAAGCAGGAACGGGGAGGGGGCAUCCCCCAGUCCAGGAGCAUCAUGUGAUACCCCUGGACUGGUGUCAGACUGUCUAGGCCUUAAGCCCUCCCCUCACCCUUGCCCAGAAGUGUGCCUGGGUCUCCCCAAGGACCCUAGACAAGCUGUGGACCCCAUAAAACCCUUACUCCUAGGUCUUAGCUUCUGAUGUUUGUCUCAAAAAGUAGUCACCAAGGCCCUAAUAGGAAAUCCUCCCAACAUUUCCUUUCUGGUGAGACAAAUCUUGAUUAAACCAAUCCACAAGGGUCUUAUGGGCACUGAGCUAGGGCAGGGCCCCAUAAAGAUUCUAAGGGAUAUGCAGUCUAUAUUAGCAGCUAGAGUUGGGGGAGGGGAUGCUUCCACAGAACACCUGCUAAGUGAAGGGAGGAGAGGCAGGCCCAACAGGAUUUGGAUGCUCUGCUCCUUGCCCUCAUGCCCUGUCAUGUCCAGGAACACUGCUGUACCUUCCCAAAGGGUCCCCUUUUGAAGAGGCAAAGUCUCUUCCCUACUUCACCGGUCUCUUGUGCUUUUAAUUCACAGCCUGGGAAGAAACUGCCCCACAGGCCCUGAACUUAGAUGGGGCAGAAUAAAGUCUUGGGUAUUGGCUUAAUAUCAGUGUCACCAAGAGGAACAGGGAUGUAGAUUGCCUCACCCAAGGUCCCAAGGAGAUACGAGGAGAAAGUUAACUCCCCUGCUCCCUCAAAACUCCCACCACUUUCCUUACUUAGCAGCUCUAGCUUCCCCAGGACUGCAUGGGUAGUGUCCACUGCCUGGUCAUCGUGAGUGGAAAAAUGGUCAGGCUGGGAGUCAGAAGGUGUGGACCUGGGUCUCAGUCUUGAUGCUCCCUUGGACAGUGAGGGACUUCCCUUCUCUCGGCAUUCUAGAGCUAGUGAGUUUCCUUCUGCUAACAUUCCCCAGAUUCCCUCUUGGUAAACAGGGAUUUGCUCUCCUUCUGUGUGACUUUGAACAUGUUGUGUGUGCGCCCCAGGCCCCUCUCUUCCUCUAGCAAUGAGCAAGCCGAACUGUCUAGUGAGCCCAUGAGCUUAAUCCCAGAGCCUCAGGACCUGGAGAGGACGGUGGCCAUGGCUCGGGGCAAUGGAAUUAGCACUAUGAGAUACCUAGAAAGAUCUGCCCACGCACCAGCUGCCAGAGCUCAGCAGUGUGUUUGGUAUAUACAGAGAUGCUGGUCCCUAUAGCCCUGAACUCACCCUCCCAGCACCAUAGUACCAAGAAACAAAUCCCUUGGUUUUCAUUAACCCAAGGACUGGCGAAGGAAGUUUCCGGACAAGACACGUUUGUAAAAACUGCUUCGGCGGUACUCAGAUGACUUGUGCCUCAGUAACCCACUACCUGCCUCACCAAGUAGAUGACCAAAGGGUUGGGCCUUAAGGAAAAGAUAAGAGUCAUAGAGAGUGGGUACAUGCUGAGAGACCAGAGUGGCACAAAGAUCUCAAAAGGUUACACUGUUGUCCCUGCAAGCUAGAUGAACUUGAACUCAUUUAGUUUGUUAAACCAGCUUUACUUUCAAGGUCAUGUCAAAGGGACACCAAAGUCCUCACUGUGUGAAGAAACAUCCACUGGGACUGUCCAGUCAGCCUCAACAUGGCCUUCAGUGGUCAAAACAUGGGCCAAGAAUUGAGGAGCUAUGGGUUGGUCCCAACGCAGCCGCCACUGGGCUGUGUGGCUUCUGGCAACUGGCUGUCUUCCUCCAAGGCCCUCUUUUAUUUUUUUGUAGAAUGCUAGGAUUCUAUGAAGUGUGUACUUCCAAACCUGUUGCUGACCCACAAGGAACUUCUGUGUGGCAAACAUGCUGGAGAAACCCCCAGAAAACAGACUUAACAAAGCAGGUCAGGAUGCUAAUCGAUUAAUGGCACCACCAGUGCCCAAGGAGGUCACCCAGCAUGUGGCUCUUCCAAAGACGCCUGGUUAAAAAAAAUGCUGGUCUUUGGGCAUUUCCCUAAGUUGCCACUAACAUCUAAACAGCCUUUAUGGAGUGUUUGCUGUAUGGAAGGCAUGUGAAGUGCCCCCGUGAGCACACUGGCUGCUGUCCCUGUCCCUUUAGAGUUUGGCAAGGGGUACUGGAAGAGCGUCCAUGGCUCCCUCUGGCACUCAAUGGUCCAGGGCUGGGUUUAUCUUGACUGACCAUUCUCCACCCCCAUGGUCUUGCAUGUGCGGGCAUAGCCUGAGCCUAGCACUGUCUGAGCUUGGCUUACACUAAUCUAUAGAUCUCCUGAGUGCUCAGAAAUUCUUGAUGGCGCGAGGACAGCUGGCCACAGUGAUAGCCAGAGAGGAGUGCCACCAUGCUUCCUGGUGGAACAAGGGAGUACCUGCAACAGGACGCCCUAUGGGUCUACCUCCUGACACAGGCGGGCCCUGUCUCUUAAGGCCCAGCCCAGGGAAGCUCUGGAGCCCAGGGAAGCUUGGCCUCAUUCAGUAAAUUGGCCCACACUGCACUUGUAAAUAUGUGGCCUUGGUUUCCAAUCCAUCCUCUCCCUGCCUGAAGGCAAGUGAGUGCCCCCGUGACCUGAGCCAGCAUGGUUAUAGCUGAUUGAUGGAGUAUCUGCUCCCAAUACCAACUCUUGCCGAUUUUCGUCUGUUCUCUGGAGGGGUGAAAAAGGCCCGCUGCCUUCCAGCUUGGUGCUUUAGCCAAUAGAGGCUUCCGGGAGUUUCCUCUAAGUCCUGUCUGCACCCUAUCUGAGAGACAAAAUUCCUCUACUAACCACGGCCCCGCCCUCUCCCUUGGCAGGAACCCAUAAGAGGAGAUAGUGUGGAAAGGGCCAGCUCCAUCUGGCCACAGUGGCCCUCCCCCAGAGAGUGGCUACUCCAUUCUCCUGAUUGGAAUCUGCCUGACACCCCAGAACUUGUCAUUUGGGGUUCUAAGUCGUGCCCCAGUUGUGACACUGUUACAUCUCAGGGUAACCCAGGAAGAAGUGCAUUCUAUGUCCUAGUGU
Molecule: messenger RNA, 8061 nt
Organism: Psammomys obesus (fat sand rat)
Lineage: Eukaryota; Metazoa; Chordata; Mammalia; Rodentia; Muridae
Gene: Vwa5b1
Product: von Willebrand factor A domain containing 5B1
Exons: 22
Coding region: 406-4077 (1223 amino acids)
Source: RefSeq, a predicted model, not a curated record